AUGUCAAACGGAACUCGUUCACUUUAUUGUGGCAGGCAAUGUCAACAGAGAGCUGGGACUUCAAAUCCUCCACCGGCACCACCCUACGGAGUGAGACCACCAGCUCAACCAGUACAGGGAAUAGGUGGUACUUGGGUACCAGUCUCGGUUCCAGUGUGUCGUUAUUGUCAAGUUAAACCGUGCUGGAAAGAUCCGUCGACACAAGCAUAUUUAUCUUUUUGCGGAAGAACUUGCAAAGAAGCAUCUGAAGUUCUUACGCCUACAACACCUGUGAAUAUUCUUACACCUACAACACCUGUGAAUAAUGUCUCACCAAAUUUACAAAAUUCUACAAUACUACCUCCUGCACUACCUCCUGCGAGUGGAGUACCUAAUUAUUCGUUAAAUAAUCAAUUACAGCCAAUGAAUAGACAAUACCAACAACAAUCAACGAACGAGCAAUAUCAACAGCAACCGAUAAGUGGGCAAUAUCAACAGAUAUCAACAAAUGAACCAUCGAUAAGUGGAAUAUACCAGCAGCAACCAACGAAUGAUCGACCGAUAAGUGAGAUAUAUCAACAGCAACCAAAAAAUGAGCGACCGAUAAGUGAGAUAUAUCAGCAGCAACCAAUAAACGAACGACCGAUAAGUGAGAUAUAUCAGCAGCAACCAAUAAAUGAACGACCGAUAAGUGGGCAAAGUGGGCAAAGUGGACAAUAUCAACUACAACCAACGAAUGAGCGAUCGAUAAGUGGACAAAGUGGGCAAUAUCAACUGCAACCAACGAGUGAGCGACCGAUAAGUGGACAAAGUGGGCAAUAUCAACUGCAACCAACGAAUGAGCGAUCGAUAAGUGGACAAAGUGGGCAAUAUCAACUGCAGCCAACGAAUGAGCAAUGUCAACCGACAACCGUUAAUGAAGAUUCACCAGAUGAUGAAGUCGAUAAUGUGUUGGUCAAUCAAUUUAAUGUUCCUCCACCACCCUACGAGCCACCUGAUGAUAAACAUCCGCCUAACGUUUCAGACCGGACCGUUAACAAUAAUAUCACCGGGAAAUAUCGGCAAAGAAAAGUUUCCAAUUAA
Acaulospora morrowiae is the source of this 1062-nucleotide messenger RNA. NCBI's taxonomy places the organism in Eukaryota, Fungi, Glomeromycota, Glomeromycetes, Diversisporales, Acaulosporaceae. The record is from the annotation of a GenBank genome assembly.